ACGCACUUGUAUGGAAUUACCCUCACCAAUGCGGCCUGUGUCCUGCUCGGCUUUGGCUUCCAGGAAUCUCAUUCCUCAAUGAGGGGUAAAAGUGAGCACCGAGGGGGAUCUUCGACACCUUUGUCCUCCAUCUUUGAAAGGGUCGAUUGGAAAUUCCACACACCGGAUGUGCACUUUUUGUGAGCGAGGACAUGGCCAAGGUGUAUAGACUCUGUACAGGAAUAAUAACAGCUCUCGCUUUAUGUGAAUACUCCACCGCCAAUUGGAAUAUCACGGAGUCUGUUAAUCAAACAGAGACCCCCUGUCAUCGCCAUGGCAACGGAGAUAACUGCACAGCGCCCACUUUAGAUACGGGAGAGUGGAAUGAGCAUUUCUCCAAAUGUCCAGAAGACCUCCACCACUACUGCAUCCACGGGGCGUGUCGCUAUAUCAAAGACCAGAAGACGCCAUCUUGCAGGUGCCAGCAUGGUUACGUUGGCUCCAGGUGUGAGUACAUCGACCUGGACUGGCAGAUAGGAGAAAGGCGGCAAAUAAUCAUCAUCAGCGUCAUUGCGACACUCGCGCUCCUCAUUCUCCUCAUCGUGUUCUUCUUCAUCUGUUCACAUCGCAGGUCCAGAUUGUGCCGGAAGAAGGGACGGCAGACGGAGGAAUCAAGGAACGGGACCGAGAAGCUUCAUAUGAUGGACACCAGUGGACACACCUUAACAUCAGACCCAGUGGAACCUCUAAACAACAACAAUGUUGUAUGAGAUGAGAGCGGGUGUCCGCCUGCCUAGAUUCAGUUUGGGACAUUGUCCUUAGGAUGCACAAUGACAACAAAGGUCCAUAUCCCCCUGGGCUGGUCAGGGAUGUGUCCUCCAGAGUCUGUCCAAGAUGGAUGUCAUGAGGCUGCAACCGUGAAGAAGCAGGAGACACUUUGUUGUAUUUACCCUAAAGACAAGCUGGAUAUAAACAUUCAGCGGGUGAAUUCUUUUAUUCCCUUGCCGAGGAGCAAGAGGCGGUCGCAGCCUUUGAAGAGCUGCCAACUGCUGUGGGCUAAACAAAUAAAUUGUUGCUGUGAUGGAAAAAGCUGCAGCACAGGUGGCAGGUGGUGAUAACAGUUGCUUAGGUUACUUGACUUCAUAUUGUAUACAAAUACUUUCUAAUUGGUUUAAAUGAACACUUCACAGUUCAUUGUUGAGCCUUAAAACUUGCACAUGUCCUGUUGUAAGACAUGUUUCUAGUCAAUGUUAACAAUACACAGAGCAAAUCUAAUCCCAAAUCCUAAAUCAACGAACAAACCCUAACCUGAGUUCCGAAACCCUAAACCCUAACGCUAACCACAUGGUACACAAUCCUUAAACCUAAGGACAAACAUUUAACCAAAUGUAUGUACCAGUUUUCAAAUUAUCUGCAUUACCUAUUGUCCUAUUUUUGAUCGCUUUUGACAAUCAAUUACCAUGGACUCAAGAGUGCACAUAAAUAUAAGCCACACCCACUUACUUUUUGGACAAAUUCUAAGUGUACAAGCCACACAGGCGACAUACAGUAACCUACUGGUAAAGCCAUUGCGCUCUCUUCGUCCUUCUCCUGCUCCUGCGCACUGAAUCUCCUGAAGUUGCCUUCUUCGGCCUUCCGUUAGCGGUGGUAGAGUUCCGGCGGCCGUUUCCUUUUUCAAUGGCCGGGUUGACCAUCUUCGGCUUUGGGGGUCUGCGUCUUCUGCAUUUCAUCGUUUCUUCUCCCUGACGAGGGUGAGUCCAUAACGCACUACAGUAAAUGGCUGACUGAAUGAUUAUGUGAGUGUGAUUUAUCUAAUGUGAAACAGUUUCAUUAGUCCACCAUGACACGUUUGGCAAUUUAAUCGGUCUAAUGUGACAAGGCUAAAUUUAUUGGUGGAAGGAAAGGCUCGUGAACACAAAAUAUCCACAAAAUAGCUGCAGUGUCAUAUAAAGCAUAGAGUUCAAAAUGUGGAAAAUAAAUAGCGGCUUAUAAACCGGAAAUUACGGUAGAUAGGGCUAACAUAAUUUGCUGUACAUUAGGGUUAAUCCUAAACCUAAACCUAAGGGCUAACACUGACUACCUUAUUUUUCGGAGUAUAAGUCGCACCUGCCGAAAAUGCAUAAUAAAGAAGGAAAAAAACAUAUAUAAAUCGCACUGGAGCCCGGCCAAACUAUGUAAAAAACUGCGACUUAUAGUCCGAAAAAUACGGUACUAACACUAAACUUAAAGGGGAACAUUAUCACCAGACCUAUGUAAGCGUCAAUAUAUACCUUGAUGUUUUUAACCGAUUUCCGAACUCUAAAUAGGUGAAUAUUGGCGAAUUAAACGCCUUUCUAAUAUUUGCUCUCGGAGCGAUGACGUCACAACGUGACGUCGCAUCGGGAAGCAAUCCACCAUUUUCUCAAACACCGGGUCAAAACAGCUCUGUUAUUUUCCGUUUUUUCGACUGUUUUCCGUACCUUGGAGACAUCAUGCCUCGUCGGUGUGUUGUCGGAGUUUGUAACAACACGAACAGGGACGGAUUCAAGUUGCACCAGUGGCCCAAAGAUGCGAAAGUGGCAAGAAAUUGGACGUUUGUUCCGCACACUUUACUGACGAAAGCUAUGCUACGACAGAGAUGGCAAGAAUGUGUGGAUAUCCUGCGACACUCAAAGCAGAUGCAUUUCCGACGAUAAAGUCAAAGAAAUCUGCCGCCAGACCCCCAUUGAAUCUGCCGGAGUGUGUGAGCAAUUCAGGGACAAAGGACCUCGCUAGCACGGCAAGCAAUGGCGGCAGUUUGUUCCCGCAGACGAGCGAGCUAAACCCCCCUGGAUGUCUUGGCUCACACCGUCCCAAGAUGAUCAAGAGAAGAAUAUCGACCCUAGCUUCCCUGGCCUGCUGACAUGAGGGUAUGUCUACAGAAUAUAUUAAUUGAUGAAAAUUGGGCUGUCUGCACUCUCAAAGUGCAUGUUGUUGCCAAAUGUAUUUCAUAUGCUGUAAACCUAGUUCAUAGUUGUUAGUUUCCUUUAAUGCCAAACAAACACAUAGCAAUCGUUGGUUAGAAGGUGAUCGCCGAAUUCGUCUUCGCUUUCUCCCGUGUCGCUGGCUGUCGUGUCGUUUUCGUCGGUUUCGCUUGCAUACGGUUCAAACCGAUAUGGCUCAAUAGCUUCAGUUUCUUCUUCAAUUUCGUUUUCGCUACCUGCCUCCACACUACAACCAUCCGUUUCAAUACAUUCGUAAUCUGUUGAAUCGCUUAAGCCGCUGAAAUCCGAGUCUGAAUCCGAGCUAAUGUCGCUAUAGCUUGCUGUUCUUUCCGCCAUGUUUGUUUGUGUUGGCUUCACUAUGUGACGUCACAGGAAAAUGAACGGGUGGUUAAAAUCAGGCACUUUGAAGCUUUUUUUAGGGAUAUUGCGUGAUGGGUAAAAUUUUGAAAAACAAUUCGGAAAAUAUAAUAAGCCACUGGGAACUGAUUUUUAAUGGUUUUAACAAUUCUGAAAUUGUGAUAAUGUUCCCCUUUAAACCCAACCUGUCAUCAAUUUCCACAAUGUUGGUUGUUUUUGGUGAACAAAAAGAUUUCUACCCCUAACGCUAACUUGAACCCUAUGUGGUCUACAACCGUUUGGAUCAUCUAUUGUCCUAUCUGGCAUUUAUAGAUGUUUAUUUUAGAAGUACUUAGUUCUGAUGUUAGGUGAGCUAAGGAAGUUAAUGGUACCUUUCUGGCUCACGGUUCUUACAGUUUUUACUUACCCUCGUAUCUAAUCAAAUUGGUAUGCUCAAUUUGUUUACCUUCACAAGCAAUGUUUUGGUAAAUAUGAAAGGCCACCGUUUGAGACUCCAAACUUGAAGAAGUACGCACAAAGGAGGGUUUGUACCUGAGAAUAUAUUUGAGAGCCAGGCAGCGUCCGAGUGGAACAACCGAGCCAGUGUGGAGUGGAGGGAGAGUGGUCUAAUGUUUGCAUGGCUCACUGAAUGUUCAAGAGAAACGUUAAUGAAGUCUGCUCACUUAUUUAAGACUCACCUGUUUGCAUUACAUUGGUUUGCUGUUUGUAUUUAUAGGAAGACUCACAAUAUCAACCAUAAAACAAAUCCAGCUAUGCA
Nerophis lumbriciformis (worm pipefish) is the source of this 4056-nucleotide messenger RNA. RefSeq names its product betacellulin, epidermal growth factor family member (gene btc). Gene Ontology annotation, molecular function: growth factor activity; epidermal growth factor receptor binding. The record is from RefSeq and is a predicted model, not a curated record. Lineage: Eukaryota; Metazoa; Chordata; Actinopteri; Syngnathiformes; Syngnathidae. Gene Ontology annotation, biological process: epidermal growth factor receptor signaling pathway; positive regulation of cell population proliferation; positive regulation of mitotic nuclear division.